Messenger RNA from Anopheles funestus (African malaria mosquito), 2836 nucleotides. It is a transcript of the gene tos, whose product is annotated as exonuclease 1. Gene Ontology annotation, biological process: DNA recombination; mismatch repair. The coding region runs from base 252 to 2819 and encodes 855 amino acids. Lineage: Eukaryota; Metazoa; Arthropoda; Insecta; Diptera; Culicidae. The transcript has 2 exons. The record is from RefSeq and is a predicted model, not a curated record. Gene Ontology annotation, cellular component: nucleus. Gene Ontology annotation, molecular function: 5'-3' DNA exonuclease activity; 5'-flap endonuclease activity; metal ion binding.
AUUUUCAUUCAAAUUGUAUGGAAUUUUCGCGUAUGGAAUAAUUUGGUAAUUGACAACCGCUGCAAAAAUUGGCAAAGCUGUCACACAAAAUGACCAAAAUGUCAAACAAAGUGCAUUGGCGGGAAUAAGGUUAAAGCUCGUAAACAAAACAAUGGUGAUGAAGUUAUUGAAGAAAGUGAGCUGCUGGAUUGGUUAGGAAAUAGCCCAUUAGAUUAGGCAGCAGUGAGCAGGCUGUGAGAUAAACGGCAAAAAUGGGUAUUACGGGUCUAUUACCAUUCCUGGAAAAGGCGAGCAGUGCUUGCCAUUUACGCGAUUUGCGAGGCAAAUGUGUGGCAAUAGACACCUACUGCUGGCUGCACCGGGGAGCGUUUGCAUGUGCAGAACGAUUAGCCCGAGGCGAAUCCACUGAUAUGCACAUACUAUAUUGCCUCAAGUAUGUCCAACUGUUGCUGUCGCACAACAUCAAACCGAUACUCGUUUUCGACGGUCAACACCUGCCAGCCAAAGCGGCAACCGAGGCGAAGCGGCGCGAGAGCAGAGACAAUGCCCGUAAACGUGGCGCUGAAUUAUUGCGCCAGGGUCGUAUCGAGGAAGCGCGAAGUUUCCUAAGACGGUGUGUCGAUAUUACGCACGAAAUGGCACUGCAGCUGAUACGCGAAUGUCACAAACGAGGCGUGGAUUGUAUCGUAGCACCGUAUGAAGCUGAUGCACAGCUUGCGUAUCUCAACCGAACCGACAUCGCGCAGUACGUCAUUACGGAAGAUUCGGAUCUGGUGUUGUUUGGCUGCAACCGAAUCCUAUUUAAGUUGGACUUGACAGGGAAUGGACGGUUGGUAGAGGCCAGUAAACUGCAUCUGGCGAUGGGUUGUAGGGAGGAUCGUUAUAAGUUUGAAAAAUUUCGAUACAUGUGCAUCCUUUCCGGGUGUGAUUAUUUGGACUCUUUACCCGGGAUUGGACUGGCAAAGGCGUGCAAGUUCGUGUUGAAAACGGAGGAUCCGGACAUACGACGAGCGUUGGCAAAAAUACCGGCCUAUCUCAACAUGAGACAACUGUCCGUGACGGAGGAAUACAAGGACGAAUUCUUGAAGGCAGAUGCUACCUUUAGACACAUGGUGGUGUACGAUCCCAUACAACGCCGACAAACGAGACUGGCCGAUCCGGAUCAAGAAAAUACACCUGACCAGUACUGCUGCAAUGCAGGCAAAUUUAUGGACGAGAAAACCGCAUUCGAGCUAGCGGUUGGGAAUUUAGACCCCUUCUCACUGCGCAAAAUGGACGAUUGGCAUCCGGAUGCAGCGGAAGACGGGGAACUUUCCGCAAUUGCUAGAAAAAUGCUUCAUCUCAGCAUCUGGAGGAAAGAUUUUGUAGCGCAGAAGGAAGCUAAAGUUCAGACACAAACGCAGAAACCUCUAUCUUUGUCAGCAUUCGUCAAACGGAAACCGCAUAACGAAGAUCAAGUUGAUCGAGAGUGUAAGGACACGAUCACCGAUGUCUUGCAGACCUACGGUAUUCAGAGUGAUGAACCCGUCUCGAAGCGAUUCUGUAUGACACAGUCGGCGGGGUCUUCUACUGGAUCGAAAGUUGUAUCAAUCGAGUACAAAGACCUCGAGGCGUUAGAUGUGCUGGGACAGCUGGAUCAACCUGCAACACCGAAACGCAAACGUAAUCCUUUUGCAGUUUCUCCAAGCAGACAUGCAGUCGGAAGAGAUGAUUCUGCUGAUGUAUUACUCUCACCCACGAAGAUAACGGCAGCCAACCGAUCGCUGUUGCAUAAUAUAAGUCCGGUAAAGAGAAUAGAUUAUGCACAGCUACGCAGUCAACUUACAGCGAAAGAGUCGUCCGAUGGUGCAGGUGGUGUUGGUACAAGCCGACUUGGUCGUUUGAAAUCGGCCCAUAGUAAAGGAGUAUCGGGUGGUGGUAAUGAGCCGAAAGUGAUUAGUCGAUUUUUCUGCACACAAACAAAGAUACAAAUUAAUCAAACGACUAGCAGCACGGUUAGAAGCGAUACCAUCAGUAGCCCCAAAAAUGGUGGAACGACUGGUGAUAAUAUACUGGUGUCUCCCACUGCCAUUGUAAAGGAAAUAAGAAGUAAGCAAGCAGCAAAAGCAAGUGCUCUUAAAGCGACAGCGUUAUAUCUCAGCUCACCGGAAGCACGAAUUCAAAGUCGCGGUGAUCGUACGCCAGAAAAACAUCGGCAAAGUGUGUCCUCACCCGACACUGAUACGAUAAAGGGUAAGAUACUGGGUCAGCUGGAUAGUGGUAUAGCAUCGGAUGGUGACACUAAUGCACAGGACGUUGAAGCAGCUUCACUGGAAGGAGAAAGUAGUACAGGAUUAAGCUCAUCUCAAAAAGAAAAUGAUGAUUUAUUAGUUACUGCACCUGAAAAGAACUGUACAAAUCCAAGACCACGUGCUACCCGUUUGGCACUGUUUGAGCGAAAGUUAACGAAAAGAUUGAAUCAAACGCCAUAUCAUUUCGAGGCCGUAGAAGAAGAGCUUGCAAUCCUUCUUGAUGACGACAGUAACGAUGGGAACAGUACAGGAAAGCGACACACAACAGUCCAGGAGACUGUGUUGGUGGAUUUGUGCGAUGUAACAAGAGACAUAAAACAUAAGACUGAAGAACAAAUAUCUGCACUGCCCGCAGCUAUAGCUAACGUAGAAACAUCCACUAAAACUAAGGCACGUUCAUCAUGUAAACGGCCUGGAUUGUCUGCCAAUAGGAAACCUACCUCCAAAGCGGAUAACAGUGCCGGAUUGACGCAAACUCGGUUGUCCAUGUUCGGGUUUCAGAAAAAGCCUUCAAUGAACAAUCGAUAGCUCUACAAACGUGCAAU